AUGAGCAAGAAAGCGGCCGAACGCGCCAUGGCAGAAGCCGGUGUCACUCCGAAGGAUGUCAAGGUGUGCGAACUGCACGACUGCUUUUCGACAAACGAGCUUCUACUUCUUGAUGCGCUUGGUUUCUCGGAGCCAGGUAAGGCCCACGAGAUGGUUCGCCGCGGGGAUAUCACAUACGGUGGUCGCGGCCCGGUCAUCAACCUUCUGGUGGACUCAUUUCAAAGGGACACCCCCUCGGAGCGACUGUUACGGGGCUGGGCUACCAACCGGUUGGUUAAGGGCACUGACGUUGCUUUGCAACAUAAUCUGGGUCUUGGUGGUGCGGUAGUCGUGACCGUGUACAAGCGGGCGGAUGGACAGAGUAACCCAGCUCUUUCCGAUGCAGAGGUCCGACAAAAGUCUGCGCUUGGCUAUAAUCCCGCGGUGGAGGCACGCUAUGUUAGACCUCAGGAUGGGGAGAAGGUUCGGAGUCGGACGCGACAUGACCAUCCUCUGAAGGAGACGGUGGGCACCCUGGCCGCACGCAUUUAG
Molecule: messenger RNA, 531 nt
Organism: Aspergillus bombycis
Lineage: Eukaryota; Fungi; Ascomycota; Eurotiomycetes; Eurotiales; Aspergillaceae
Product: non-specific lipid-transfer protein
Exons: 2
Coding region: 1-531 (176 amino acids)
Molecular function (GO): acyltransferase activity
Source: RefSeq, a predicted model, not a curated record